CAAACGGACAUAUCACGUGACUCGAAAGAUAAGAAAAUCAUAUAAAUUCUAGCGAACUGUCAGCGUCUGUAGAGAAGGGCGGAUUGAAUGUAUACAUUGAACAACAACCAUGGAAUCUGCAUAUCUGUGUUUGUUGGUUUGUGUUAUAGUUGUUAUUGUGGACUUUAAUCAGUGCGAUGCAGUUACACCAGUUAUUGGCAAAGCAUGCAACAGUUCAACUGAAUCAACUGUGUGCACUCUGAAACACUCUGUAUGUACUUCUUCAGCAUGUGCAUGUGAAACAGGUUACACGAACAAGAAGAACCAGUGUUUGACAGUUCUUGGAACUCCAUGUGGCUCAACGAACGCAUCGACUGUUUGUACAACGAAAAAUUCUGGAUGUUCUACAGCCGGCAAGUGUUUCUGUCCUGCGAACUAUGUAGAAGAAGAUGGGAUGUGCCCUAAUGCUUUGGGUCAAACGUGCAUAGCAGCCACGGACUGUGUAUCAAAUGCUGACUGCGAUACAACGGUCAAAACUUGCAAAUGCAAAGCGGGAUUCGUUGAUACAAGCGGAUUGUGUGCAAAACCAUCAUCCGCAGUGACAAUAAAGAUUACUUUGAGUACUUUUGGCAUUCUGAUGUUUUUAAAUGUCAUACUGAAAGCGUUCUAAAGUGGUAUAAAAGUGUGUGAGAGAUUAAAUACAGAAACAUUUGUGUUCACUUGAUGCAGAUAUAGAAAUUAAAUGUCAAAUUAUUCCUCUGUGUGAUACAAUAAACGUUUACUGUUGCCAUAUUUAGUGGUUUACGACGUUAUUUGAAUGUGACGCCGUGUAUCAUUUAUGCCUCGAUUUGGAGAGAAAAUAGCUGUGUUAAUUAAAUUUUAGAUUAUUUGAUAAUUAUGUUUGAAAUAAGCGAUCGUUUAGCGAAAAACUGUCCCCGCCUAUUGGUAAUUCUUAUUUUUCUGAUAUGAAGUUUGUCCGUGUAUUCGAAGAAACUGACAGUUCUUGAACUUUUGUACUAUAUUGUAUUAUUUUAACUUUGACGGUUUUAAAUUAAAUCUGACAAAAAGAAAUAAAGAGGUUAUUACCCAUAACGUAAGGCAGUAAUGUUUCUUAUGAAUUAUGCCAUAUACCAAGUGGUUAGGUCACGCGAAUUCGUGAAGAACAUUUGAUGCUGAAUACCACGUUUUGUAUUAUUGUGGAAUUCACCGUAAUAAAGGAUAAAAGAUUGCAUAUUAGUUCAAAAAUUGUUAUAGUCACACUACUUUACCCUUUAAGAUUAGUUAAUCUAAUCUUUUUUGACAUACACUUUUAUACCCACAUGUCAUAUGGCAUAUGUACAUUAUUAGGUAAUACAACAUAAAUAUAUAGUUAUAUUACUUGAAAAAAUAAGCGACGUCAAGUGAUCAAACAUCUUGAAUUGUUCUUUUGCACGAUAUUGUACACGAGUUUAUUUCAAUUUAAUUGUUGUAGCUAAACAGUUUACUUCUGAAGAUAAAUGUAUGUAUCAACAACCACUACUGCGUUUUAAUUUUCCAGAUUCUUGCAGAGAGGAGAUACAAUUGAUCUUACAA
This is a messenger RNA of Ruditapes philippinarum (Manila clam), 1551 nucleotides long. RefSeq names its product cell death abnormality protein 1-like. NCBI's taxonomy places the organism in Eukaryota, Metazoa, Mollusca, Bivalvia, Venerida, Veneridae. The record is from RefSeq and is a predicted model, not a curated record. The coding region runs from base 110 to 649 and encodes 179 amino acids. The transcript is spliced from 7 exons.